AUGGAGUCCUGUGUAGAUUUAAAAUUACGAAUUUUCAAAUUUGUGGCGUACUCUGUCGUUGGAAGCUCAGUAAUAGCUACAGCGUUUCUUUGUGUAACACUACCGUUGAUUUACGAGCAUGCACAAAAUGGAAUGAUGACUAUUAGCAGAGAAGGAGCAUAUUGCAAGAAGUCUAUAAACGAAAUCUGGUUUGAUAUGACCGAAGAUGUCGACAUCGUCCACAAUCGAACAAUUCGCGAAGCUUACACUGUUACUAGAGGUGAAGGUAACACUGGUUACGCUGUUGGAAGAGGAAGCAAUAUUAAACCCCGCGGCUAUAAUACUGGGUAUAGAUCCCAGAAAAAGAAGAAUAAUGGUUGGAGAAGCCCACCACGCAGCGGAAUUGUUGUUGCGUCAGAAGGAGGAACCUGCAUGGGAUGCUGCAAUCCAGGUCCUCCCGGUCCAUCUGGCCACCCAGGAAAACCAGGUCGACCAGGAAGACCAGGUGGUCACGGGAUGCCAGGAAUGCCCGGACUAGGCGCAUCGCCUUGCCAACCUAGAACUCAAUCACAGUGUCAACAAUGUCCACAGGGACCCCCAGGCCCUCCAGGUCUGAACGGACAGCCCGGCCUGCCCGGUGGAAUGGGGCCACCAGGUCAGUCAAUGUCAAACGUACUACCAGGACCUCUAGGACCACCAGGACCGCCCGGGCAGCCUGGUAACCACGGUUUGGCAGGGCAACCAGGAAGUCCUGGACAAUCGGUGCUGGGCGGAAUCGUCGGGUUUGCUGCACCAGGCCCAAUGGGUCCUCCUGGACUAAUGGGGCCACCAGGCUUGGAUGCACAAAAUGGAGCAAAUGGCUUUGGCCCGCCAGGACUGCCAGGACCACCAGGACCACCAGGAAGACCAGGAAGCGACGGUAAUCCUGGAGUUCCAGGGCAAAGUGGUGGAUCAAGAAGACAUGGAGAAAAGGGUGUUUGUCCAAAGUAUUGUGCCAUGGAUGGAGGAGUAUUUUUCGAAGAUGGCACUGUUCAGCGCUAG
Molecule: messenger RNA, 1020 nt
Organism: Caenorhabditis elegans
Lineage: Eukaryota; Metazoa; Nematoda; Chromadorea; Rhabditida; Rhabditidae
Gene: col-9
Product: Nematode cuticle collagen N-terminal domain-containing protein
Exons: 2
Coding region: 1-1020 (339 amino acids)
Molecular function (GO): structural constituent of cuticle
Source: RefSeq, marked reviewed